AUGUCCUUCUUCAUUCCAACCCCAUUUUUAUUCUUGUCAUUCCUCCUGGUCUUGAUAUUGACCUCGAACAUGAUGAUCAUGACUCAACAAUUAGAAAUUCCUUCUUUUUCCAUACUCUCAUCCAUUUCUCUCUCCGAUACUUCGACAGGCUCAGCACUUUAUUAUGAUCCAGUUUCCUCCAAAUUGUAUACUUUUGGUGGAGUAGUCAUGACAAAGAGCAUUGGUGGCACGUUGAGCCUUACAACGCAUGACACCAUCCAAGUGGCUUCGACCUCAAGCUCAUCGUCAUCAUCGUCGUCUCAAAACUUGUUGGGCAACUUGCUGGAAGGAAUCACGAGCUCACUGGUCAUGUCGAUUGCUUCCUCGUUUUCAAUCUCUUCAAAUUUACCCUAUCCGACUAGUCAUUAUGCCUUUCAUGUGUUAAAAAACAUGACAAGUGAAAGCAAUGGAACUUCUUCAUAUGCCUAUAUAUUUGGAGGAUACAAAACAACGGCCAUUCAAAGAGCUUCCUUAAAUGCCUUAACCGUAUUUAGCAAAGUUGGAGAGUUACCUGUUGAGAUUUCAUUUGCUGCUUCGAUACGGACUGAAACUUCAUUGUUUCUCGUUGGUGGUUUAGCAAACGAUCGAUCCAGUGGUAGCUCUAACAUUUACUAUGCUUUAACAAAUGACCCUUUGAAAUGGACAUUGUCGAGCUCCAAAUUUCCAGUGGCCAUUGUGUCACCUGUAGUGCUCGUAUAUCAGAGAAUGGUUUACAUUGUUGGAGGAUGUUCAUCACUCACUUGCUCAACAAAAUAUACCUCCGUGUAUUAUGCUUCGUUUAAUAAUUUGACACAAUGGACAUUGGCAUCAAAUUCUCUGCCAUUUUCUGUGAGUUUUGCGAGUACAUUUAUGACCAUUGAUUUUGCAUAUAUUAUUGAGGGAAAUAGCGAGCAAGCAAGAAUAUUAAGAGCACCUUUGACGGAUUUAACUUCUUGGACCUUAACUUCUUCGACAUUUCCAAAUAUGGCCAUUUCUAGAGCUUUUACCACUGUUGGCUCUUCUAUUGUGACAGCCGGCGGAUCAUAUUUAGGUGCUUUAGUUCAGUACUCUAAUACAGAAGUUGCGAUUGCAUCGGAUAAUACCAGCGUGGUUUCGAAUUGUUUUGGAAUUCUCUCGAGUAAUACGAGCUACAGCUGCAACGGACGUGGGCAAUGUCUUUCCAAUGACAAUUGUCAAUGUGUCAACACAACCUAUUAUGGUGACAGUUGUCAAUAUUCAAGCUUGCUCACCACCGUAUUGUCACAACUAGAAAAUUCAACCUUGGCGAAUGUUACACAAGUACUAAGUGACGCGAUCAACAACACCACUACAUUGUUGGAGUCUUCCAAUGUGACGGACAUUGUACCCGAUCUUUCCAGUAAUUUGACAAAUUUAAUUAACACGACAACUAUUGAUAAUUCUACCUCAAUCAAUUUGGAUUUGAAAAAUUUAACAUCGAAUCUUACGGAUGCUGUGGAAUCAUUACUUACAAACAUUUCAAUUCCAAUCACAAAUGGAACAACAAAUGAUACACUUAUUGAAACGAACAUUAAUUUGAACACGACACUGACACCAAUUAUUUCGUUGAUAAACGACACGUUGACGAAUGUUACUCAACAACUGCUUGGAAAUGAAACACUAUUGGAAACAAUCACACCAGAUCUUUCUAAUUUAACAUCCAACAAUACGUUCAACAUUUCAUCAUUACUGAAUGAUACCAUUGUUGGAACAAAUUCAAGUAUGGAAUUGAAUUUCAAUAUUUCUUUAAGCAUUGAAAAUAAUAGCACCAACAUGACACAUGUAAACACCACCGAGUUGCAUUUAGUUCAAAACAUGACAAUCAUUGGAAAUGAAACAUCAUUUGAUCUCAAUCUGAAUAUCACGACUGCACAACAAAAUAUUACAGUUUCAACAAUUGAAAAUAAUGGUACGACAAUAAUUGAAUUGGAAACUAACUCUACAUUGACUAUGAAUUCAAGUUCUAAUGUCACGAAAAGUCUGAAUGAAACGAUAACCACACUGCUCAAUCAAACAACUGUUGGAGUGAAUGAAACUUCUGUGGCCUCUCCCAUUGAGAAUAGCACUCUUGUGGAGCUACAAUUGAGUAACAUUACGCUUUCUCUUAAUGACACCGUUGGAAUGAAUUUCACAAAUUCAACUACUGCAGCUGUCGGUAACACUUCCAUUAUAGGGAACAAUGAUAUAAGUAAUUCAACUCAAGCGUUAUCCUCCCACAUUGAGAACAGCACGCUCGCAGAACAGCAGUUGAGUAACAUUACUCUUUCUCUCAAUGACACCGUUGGAAUGAAUUUAACAAAUGCAACUUUUAAUAACAUUUCCAUUACAGGGAACAAUUCAAGCCAAUUAUUACUGAGCUCGAGUAAUAUGACAAGCUCCAACGUGACAUUUACUAACACGACAACUGUUGACAUUCCCCUCUCUUUCACAACAUGUUUUGGAGUCCCUGUCAAUUCCUCAAUGGUUUGUUCAGGAAGAGGACAAUGUAUUGAGCAUGACACCUGUCAAUGUAAUUCACCAUUUUUUGGGAUUGAUUGUUCAAAAUACACAUGCUUUGGUAUUUUAUUUUAUGAAGUCGGAAAAGCUUGUGGAGGUUCCUCGAGAGGGUGGUGUGUGGCACCUGAUACUUGUCAAUGUGUCAAUAACUAUACCGGAUCGACAUGUCAAAACCUUAUUACCAUAGAAAGGGCUCCCUUACCCAAUAGUUACUCCAUAAUUUCAUGUUUUGGAAUUGACUCAACCAACACCUCUGUUUGUUCCAACGGACAAGGUCUCUGCAUUGCAAAUGACUCUUGUCAAUGCUUCUCCAAUUUCAAAGGUACUCAAUGCGAAUUCUCUUUGAAUCAAUUUUCCAUCUCACUAGACUCUAAUUAUUACUUGGUGAAUACUGAUGUACAAUCCAUUCUGGAUUUAAACGUACGGUUAACCACAUCUUCGAAUCUUGACAAGAGUUUAAUGGAAUAUCAACUCGAAUGUUCAAACUGUUCCAAACUUUUUCCUUCGCAACAAACAUUCAAAGAUGCUCCGAGUUUGAUUUCAUUGGACGUUUCCAUGUUGAGUCCACAUGCAACUUAUGAAUUUUCAUUGAUGGCUAUUACGAGUGACGGAGCUGAGCGUUCCAUACCGUUUCGUUUCAAUAUUGAAAUUGUGAGCAAGAAAUUGGAAACACAAGAUUCUACUAAUCUGGCAAUUGACAGCAUCAUCUUCAAUGGUCUUCCGAGAGCGAUUAUUUUCAACACGAGCACCACGAUUCUUUUCUCAUUAUCUCAGAUCCAGUUCAAUUUACCGUUUCCACAAUUUUUACAAGAAGGUAAUUGUUCAAGCUCUUGCCCUUUUCAAACGAAAUUUGAAUUCAGACUAGUUAAGGAAGUUGCAAGUUCUGAUAAGGGUCCAACUUCUUUUGAUUCUUCUAUUCUUGUCACAGGGAAUGAAAGCUCCAAUUAUUCAAAGAUGAGAGACCUUUUCAGUUUAGCAUUUAGUCCUAUCAUUACCCUUCAACAAUUAAUUUCAAUACCCUUCGAAUCGAUCAAUAUUGCCCUUAAGAAUCGAAUCGACAUUGAAAUUUCCUUUCCAACUUUUAAGAAUGUUUCUCAAAUCCUUUCGAUUCCAAUUGUUGGAAUGGCCUCCGUUCCUUCAGAUUAUUUGUCCAUGACAAGUGUCAGUCCAUCAUCAGGAACGGCCAUACUAGAUGAGUUCUUUGUUAAUACCUCUGAAUGGAUUGCAAACUAUGCUCUCUUCCCUCUCACAUAUGCUUUUGGAUUUUAUCAAAUGUUUACCAAUGAAAGAGUUCGAGUGACAGAAUAUCAAGAAAAACCAGGCGCCUACUUCCCACUGCCAUAUCUAUUUAAGGAAAUUUCAAACACCCAGAGUACUUCUCUUAUAGUCACACAAAAGAAAAUUGAAAUUGUCGUAUUUGUGAAGGAUGUGUUAGGUAAUGAACAAUCUCACAUUAUUGGAGUUGCAAAUAUUUUACCCCUCAAUCAAACCUAUGCCACGACAUUGACAUCCAUUUCACUCAAUUCCAUGCAACGACUGGUGUUGGCUUAUGAUCAAUCCUUUCUACAACUUGCCAACAAUAAUACUGAUCUAGUGAUUGAUGUAGUCAAAAACGUGGAUUUGAAAGACAUCAAAGGUUCUCUCAGUGCUUUAAAGUCUUUUACUUCAGAGACGCCACUCCUAGAUGAUCGAAGAGUCGUCUCCACUGUCUCCUCUCAAGUGAACAAUAUUCUAAACACAAUUUUAACUACCUACGAUCAAGAACUGAACGAUUAUGGAUAUAUUGUGAAUAAGGUUUCUGAACAGGUCACUGUGACAGCUCUCAAUGUCUUGUCUGAUAUUCUCUCUUCACAGGCAACUCCUGCUUGGACUCCCAUUCCUGGAGCUAGCUUUACCAAGGAUCAAAUAGCGAGUGCUCCCAUUGAUGCCAUCGUGAGCUCACUUUCUAAACUCAUGUUGCAGACAGCCACUCCAACAAUUCUAGAGAAUGAGACCAAUUAUACUUCUUCAUUGCCAACCAUUCAUUAUUCGAGCCCCAUGUUGAACACCACUGUGGCAUCGUUCAAGGUAAAAACAAAGAGGAGUCGACGAUUGAAUUUUUCGAAUAUGGAAACCCCCAUCUUAUUUACAAUGAAGUCAGAGAAUACUGAGGUGACCCUCGACUUGUACGAAGUUGUGGAGAAAUAUUCAGGAUAUGACACAACUUUGGGUUUGUCGUUGGUGUCAUUUGCAAAAAAUCCAAAAAUGGAUAAUUUCUCACGAGAACACUCGGCAGGAGCAAGCGUUCACGAAUUUAAAUAUCAUCAGGAAAACAAGGUUGUGGAGCUUUCGGAAUUGAAAACACCAAUUUUACUACAAUUUCAAAUUCCUUUCGAAAAUCGAAUGACCUUGUCCGAAAUUCGAAACAUUUCAACUUUGAAUAUGACAUCCAGUGAUAAUUCUACAAUAUUGAUUGAAACCAAAGAAGAGGCCAUUCUUCGCUGUAUGUAUUGGGACGAAAGGAGGAAUGAAUGGAAUGAUUUUGGUUGUGAACUAGCUCACUACGACGAACGUACUGGAGUUGCCACUUGUCAAUGCAAUCACACCACCAAAUUUAGUACAUUUAUGGAAUUUCGAACGAAAAAUUGGACCACCGUUUUCCCCAACCAUCCACACACAAAUUACACAAGCCCUUCUCUUAUGAAUAGCUUCAUCCAUUACGAGUUUUAUGUUCAAUAUGUGGAAAUGGGUUUAGGGGCCAUUUACACAGUCAUCUCCUUAAUAGUUUUACUAUUUUUGGUCAUCUUUAGAAAACAUCAGCCUGUUUCCAGUCGACUUAUUGCACCCUAUCUUGGAAUGGUGGCGCUUGUCAUUGAAAGCGUGCUAGUAAGCAUUGUUCAACGAGCCAUUUCUGUGAGUAUGAUCACAACAACUAACACUUCCAACCACUCGAGAAAUGAUGAUCCGAACGCAUUUUCAUGGCCAUUCACGUUGGCACUUGUUGAAAAUAUUUCUCUCAUUUUAGUGAAUACGCUCAAUUUAACUGCCAUUCUCUCCUAUUUCAUUCAAGUAGUUCGAUUUCAAUUCAUGAAAGCUCUUUCACACAAAAUGUUUUUGAAUUCUCAGAGAAAGUUAAAUUCCAUGAUGAGACAUAUUCGAUGGUUGAGAUUUCUCACUUCGAGAUCACUUUUCAUUUUACUCAUUUCGAUUUCAAUAGUUGGAAAUUUAUGUUUUUGGACUCUGUGGGUCGUGUUGAGAAGAUUGAAUUUCAUUUCGAGUGAACUCUUCACUACUGUGACCAGUCUGUCCUACAUGUUUAUAAUUAUGGGCUAUAGUAUCAUUAUUUGCAUUGUUAUUUGCAUUGACUUUUCAUGGACAAGUCGACAAUCGACAUACUCGCAAGAUUCUAGAACUUUACAGAAUUUAGAUACCAACAAUAACAAUACUUCUCUCACCAAAUAUCCGUCAUUUAAAAGACCCGCUGCAUCACUGUCACGUGUCAAGAGCGAGAGUACCAUCAAUGACAAUAAUAGCAGCAGUAAUCAUGUUUCGAGCCGUCGUCUGAAUCAAUUUUCACAGCAACAACGAGGAUUUUUGAGAAAAUUAUUUCAUCUCGACACUCCUCUCUACUUCAGAGCUGAAAUGAUGCUAUAUUUGGUGUGUUUUUUGUUCAUGAUGGUUCAAUUAGGAAUUGGAUUUGCAACACAGUAUUUUGAGAAUCGUUUAUUUGUCAUAUUUGAUGGAAAAGAUGAACAAGUGACACAACUAGCAAGUGCAUCAUUCCAGAUAACAUCCUUACCAAGUUUUCCUGAAAAUGGUAAUCGUGGAAAUAACGCCAUAACCAUUUUAUUUAUUUUAAAAAUUAUUGGCGUACUGAGUGAAAUUGGUUACACUCUGUCGUAUAUUGCCAUUUUUGGAGGAUUUUCAUUGUUCGUCUUGUUGAAAUUCAAAGUCAAAUCUCAACACUUGUCUCAACAUGCCAACACUACCAAGAAACAUCUUUCAACACAAACAAGUACCAUGAUUGGUGACGUCACUUCAAAAACAAUCGAAGAAGAAUUAUUAUUCGAAGAUUCUGAAGUUCUUUCACUCAUUACAGACGAUUUGGGAUUUCAUUUCUUUGAAGAAUUUUCUGAACGAGAAUUUUCCUUAGAAAAUUUAUAUUUUUAUAUGGAAUUGUAUUUGAAUCAGAAUAUUAUUUCAGGACAAGAGUUGCAUGAACUUCCAUCAUUUAUUGAACAAUUACAUGUGAACUUUAUUGCCAGUUCAGCGCCGUAUGAAGUGAAUCUACCAUCCCAAGCAAAAAAGAUGUUUAUUGAUCUGAGGGCAAAUAUCGAGAGUUUGAAGGCAAUGAAAAUUAUUUCAUGCUCGAAUUCGUUGAAUGAUCAAGUAGGAAUGCAAUCAUCCAUGAUGAAUCAAGAAAUUUCUGUCACGAAAAACGAUUUACCAUUGCAGUCUGAAAAAACUACAGAUUUACCAAACAACAUGAUGAAUGAGCAUCACGAACUGAAGGAAUUACGAGAACAAUUGAUAUCAUGCUUUGAUCGAUUGGUUCAGGAAGUUUUUGUGAAUUUGGGAGACACGUUUUACAGAUUUAUCCAAACACCUGAAUAUAAAUUUUAUAUGGAGAGCACCAAGAUUAAGAAAAUAGUAGCUAAACAAACGAACAUGGCUUGGAUAGAACCCAACAACGUGUAA
Naegleria lovaniensis is the source of this 7209-nucleotide messenger RNA. RefSeq lists its product as uncharacterized. The transcript is spliced from 2 exons. Bases 1 to 7209 code for a protein of 2402 amino acids. The record is from RefSeq and is a predicted model, not a curated record. Gene Ontology annotation, molecular function: protein binding. NCBI's taxonomy places the organism in Eukaryota, Heterolobosea, Eutetramitea, Acrasida, Naegleriidae.